GCUGGCCCUGGCCGCCAGCCUCCGGCCGCGACGCGCAGGAUUGGGGACACUGUCAUUUUGCUGACGCCCUCGCAGGAUCAGCGUUGCGACCACUCCCAAGACAAGUGCAGGUUGGGGAAGGCGCCCGGUGAGCCUCCCGGGCCUGGGUAGCAGAGCGCAGUGGAGAAGCGAUCCCAGCCGGGCGGCGAGUGACAGACAUAGGACAGCGCCCGCGCGUUCCAGAUCCCAGUUACCGACCGACUGAUCAGCCUGGGUUUGUCACUCUUUGACUGCAGAUUGAUCUCUCCUCCAUAGCAUGGAGCUCAGUACCUGCUUCACAUAACACACUAAUAAACUUCAGUAAGGGCUACCCGACGAGGAGAUGAGUGGGAUGUCCCAGUCCAGUGCACAAAGAUGAGGACCCACACCCAGACAGCAUGAAGUGAUGCCCACCCACCCUGUGUAGAAUGACUGCCCUGAGAGGGUGGUUCCCCAGACUCUGGCAGGGCUGCUGAACCUCAGUCUGCAAGUCGUGGAGAGCAGGACUCUCCCCUGCCUUCCAGUUCCACCAUGAGGCUCCUCGUGGCUGUCCUCUUGCUAUCUUGGGCGGCUGGUACCACUGCAGCAGUGCCGGUGGUACCCUGGCGCGUGCCCUGCCCUCUUCAGUGUGCCUGCCAGAUCCGGCCCUGGUACACACCCCGCUCAUCCUACCGUGAAGCAACCACUGUAGACUGCAAUGACCUCUUCCUGACGGCAGUGCCCCCAAGGCUCCCUGCAGGGACACAGACCCUGCUGCUGCAGAGUAACAGCAUCAGCCGGAUAGACCAGACCGAGCUUGCCUACUUGGUCAAUCUCACGGAGCUGGACCUGUCCCAGAACAGCUUCUCAGAUGCCCGAGACUGUGAUUUCCAAGCCUUGCCUCAGCUGCUAAGCCUACAUCUAGAAGAGAACCAGCUGAGCCGGUUGGAGGAUCACAGCUUUGCUGGGCUGACCAGCCUACAGGAACUCUAUCUCAACCAUAACCAGCUGUGCCGCAUCUCCCCCAGGGCCUUUGCAGGGCUCAGCAACUUGCUGCGACUGCAUCUCAAUUCCAACCUGCUUAGGACCAUUGACAGCCGCUGGUUCGAGAUGCUGCCCAACUUGGAAAUCCUCAUGAUUGGUGGCAACAAGGUGGAUGCCAUCUUGGACAUGAACUUCAGGCCCCUGGCUAACUUGCGCAGCCUGGUGCUGGCAGGCAUGAGCUUGCGGGAGAUCUCAGACUAUGCUCUGGAGGGACUGCAAAGCCUGGAGAGCCUCUCUUUCUAUGACAAUCGGCUAGCCCAGGUGCCCAAGCGGGCAUUGGAGCAGGUGCCUGGGCUCAAGUUCCUAGACCUGAACAAAAACCCACUGCAGCGGGUAGGGCCAGGAGACUUUGCCAACAUGCUGCACCUCAAGGAACUAGGACUGAAUAACAUGGAGGAGCUGGUCUCCAUUGACAAGUUUGCUCUGGUAAAUCUCCCUGAGCUGACCAAGCUAGACAUCACCAAUAACCCACGGCUUUCUUUCAUCCACCCCCGCGCCUUUCAUCACCUGCCCCAGAUGGAGACUCUCAUGCUCAACAACAACGCUCUCAGUGCCUUGCACCAGCAGACAGUGGAGUCUCUGCCCAACCUACAGGAGGUGGGGCUCCACGGCAACCCCAUCCGUUGUGACUGUGUCAUCCGUUGGGCCAACGCCACAGGCACCCACGUCCGUUUCAUCGAACCACAGUCCACCCUGUGUGCUGAGCCUCCAGACCUCCAGCGCCGCCCAGUCCGGGAGGUGCCCUUCCGGGAGAUGACAGACCACUGCCUGCCCCUCAUCUCUCCCCGAAGCUUCCCCUCCAGCCUGCAGGUAGCUAGUGGAGAGAACAUGGUACUUCACUGUCGGGCACUGGCUGAACCAGAGCCUGAGAUCUACUGGGUCACACCAGCUGGAGUUCGACUGACACCUGCUCGCUCAGGCAGGAGGUACCGGGUGUUCCCUGAGGGGACCCUAGAGUUGCGGAGGGUGACAGCGGAAGAGGCAGGCUUAUACACCUGUGUGGCCCAGAACCUGGUAGGGGCUGACACUAAGACAGUGAGUGUUGUGGUUGGCCACGCUCCCUUCCAGCCAGGCAAGGACAAAGGACCAGGCCUGAAGCUCCAUGUGCAGGAGACACACCCAUAUCACAUCCUGCUGUUUUGGGCGCCCCCUCCCAAUAUAGUCUCCACCAACCUCACCUGGUCUAGCGCCUCCUCCCUCCGGGACCAUGAAACUACUGCUUUGGCUCGACUGCCGCGGGGCACCCACCGCUACAACAUUACCCGCCUCCUUCCGGCCACACAGUACUGGGCCUGCCUGCAAGUGGCCUUUGCUGAUGCCCACACCCAGUUGGCAUGUGUUUGGGCCAGGACUAAAGAGGCCUCUCCUUGCCACAGAGCCCUGGGGGACCGGCCCGGGCUCAUAGCCGUCCUGGCUUUUGCCGUCCUCCUGCUGGCAGCUGGGCUUGCAGCCCACCUUGGCAGAGGCCAGUCCAAGCAGGGGGUGAGUGAAAAGCCUCUCCUUCCGGUCUGGGCUUUCUGGGGCUGGAGCGCCCCCUCUGUCCGAGUAGUGUCUGCACCCCUUGUCCUGCCCUGGAAUCCAGGGAGGAAGCAGCCCAUGUCAGCUGGGGAGACAGUGCCACCACCAUUGUCUCAACAUUGCUGAAGCUCCGCCAGGUCUCAGCAGUAGAGAAAUAACUAGGACAACGCUACACUAAACGGGACGUGAUCUGGGCCAGAUGCCUGCCAGGAACGUGGCAUUGAUUGAUCCACGUGCUUGAGGCCUGGCAGCUUGACCAAGAAAGAUGGGGUUCUGCAGCUCCUGGGGAUGCUCUCUCAGCCCCUAAACAGUUGCUGUUGCCUUCUGGGGGUCCUCAGCUGCGAUUCUGAGGAGUGUGUCCAAGGAACAGGAAGGACUCUGCCUAGAGCCUCCUACCGCCCCAGAGGCUUCUGGGCCUCAGCUUGGCUGUCCCCUGCCUGUGUCCCUAGGCCCUUGGCCCACAGGAAAUGUCCCCUUCUCUUCUCUUUCUUUGUACAGUCUCAGUUGCUUGCUCAUCCCCCUCCUGGGCAAGGGCUGAAAGAGGCUUCUCCUACUGUCUUGGGAGCCCGCCUCAAAAGUGGGAGUGUCCCCAGCUGGAUCUGAAGGAUAUUUGGGGAGAGAGGUAUCCAGGGAUGCCUCAUCUCAUAGCCUGGGCUCUGAAGUUGACUUUCUAUAGGCAGUUUUGUAUCUUUGUGGAGAAAUGUGUCACCUGUCCCCAACCCAAUUCACUCUUUUCUCCUGUUUUGUAAAAAAUAAAAAUAAAC
Molecule: messenger RNA, 3323 nt
Organism: Arvicanthis niloticus (Nile rat)
Lineage: Eukaryota; Metazoa; Chordata; Mammalia; Rodentia; Muridae
Gene: Lrrn2
Product: leucine rich repeat neuronal 2
Molecular function (GO): protein binding
Source: RefSeq, a predicted model, not a curated record